This is a messenger RNA of Cinara cedri, 8889 nucleotides long. NCBI's taxonomy places the organism in Eukaryota, Metazoa, Arthropoda, Insecta, Hemiptera, Aphididae. The record is from the annotation of a GenBank genome assembly.
CAUACCUUGAGUCUUAGCACUUUGAGAGACGAUUAGCGCUAGUGGCGUGUUUGUAUCGCGCACCCCGCGUGCGUACGCUGAACUGCUUUAUUAUUAUUUGCGAGCUUUGUGGUUGCAAACUCGCAAACUCCUAGUCGUGUUGUCUCGUUCCGCCGGACCACCAAUCUGAUUGACAGUGUUCGUUUUCGGACAUUGUCCACAAUAAUUAUUAUUGUAAAUAUUAUUACUUCAUGUUGUAAUCGGUCCGUCACGUGCGGUGACGAUGUGAUAACGACGGAUUAGUGCUCAUAGCAAGCCGAAUUUAUUGUGUAUAAUCCGCGACUAGUGUAUCGGCAAGUUAAAUCGUUCCAUUCAAUAUAGUUUCGUUUUCUAUUUCUCGUUUUGAUUUUGAUUUUGUGUCCCCUUAGGCGUGCAACAUCAUGUACAAUGGAAUCGGGUUGGCAACGGCCCGCGGAUCAGGAACCAACGGAUAUGUAAUACGCAACUGGGCGGCUGUAAAAAAAGUCAAGGAUCAAACUUCGUUCAAGACCGAAGAAGAAUUAGCCAAGAUAGAUUCUGCCUCUAAUCGACAGCCAAACCAAGAGUUGUUAGAUCACGAUCGUAAAAGAAAAGUCGAAUUGAAAUGCAUUGAACUUGAACAGUCUCUGGAAGACCAAGGGUAGGUAUUGCCUAUGCAGAACCUUUUUUUCGUUUGUUUGUAAUACCUAUAUAUUUUAUUGAUUCUUCUUUUAAUUUAUUCCUUUUCUAGUUAUUCUCAAGACGAAAUCAUUGACAAAAUUAAUUCAUUUAGAACUACGUUAUUGGGUAAACACAAGUCUGGAACUGAGUAUGAUGAAUUUGGUAGACCAAUGUAAGUACACUUUACACAAGGUAGUUUAAUAUAUAAAUGUUUAUUUGUGUAUACAUUUAUGUAAACUUUGAUUAACAAGUAUAAAAAUUAUUUAAAAUUUACUUGAAAAUUUUAAAAAUUAAUUUCAUAUCACUAUAGGUAGAUUAGGUAUACCUAGUAAAUAUGUAUAAACAUGUUUAAAUAAAUACUACCUUAAAGUUAAAAUAUUUUCACAGUUCUAUUUAAAUUAAUAUAGGUAGGUUGAUUAUGUUAUAAUGCAUAUUUUUAUAUUUUUUUUUUAUUUUGUAAUUUAUAGAUUAUCAGUUAACUGUUGACUUUUGAGAGUAAACAAAUACAUUCAACAUUUAAGUUAGAUUUUUAUAUGUAGGUACUAAGUACAAUAAUAAAUAAAAUAGCACAAUUUAGUAAAAUUCAUGUAGGCAUUCAUAAUAAAAUGUAUUAAAACAUUUUCAAAUUUUUCUUUUUUGAUUUAUAUUUAUUAAAAUUGUCUAAAUUUAAAAAAAUGUAAAUGUAUUCUGAAAUGGUAGCACUAAUCUGUAAACACUGUAAACAAUGUGAUGUUGUGCCACUAACAUUACAUCCCUGUUUGGAUCAAUACUAGAACCUACCCCUCCUUGCCUUAAGUUUAUUGGCACCACCCACUAGUGUAUUGUAUACACAGUUUACUCUGGUGGUGAUGUAUGAGUCACUGUAUUAAAAUAUAUAUAUUUAUAAAUUUGUUUUUAUAUUUAUAUACAUAAGUUGUGCUCAUUUAUUUUAGUUAUUGUUUAUCAUGAGUGAAACUAGUAUAAAAUAAUAAUCCAUGUAGAGUGUAGUUAUGUAAAUCAUGGAGAAAUUACAAUAUAAACCACCGUGAUUUAUCAAAUUUAAAUUAUAAUUCAAUUAUUAAAUGUUAACCAUGUCUUCCAAGUCUGACAUGUGAUAUUGAUAAUUUAAUUAAUAUAAAUCUAGUCUUCCAUUUAAUUAUACAUAUAUAUAUAUAUUAAUAUUUAAACGAGUCUUCCAUUAAAUUAUUUACAUUUAAUAUUAAAACAAGUCUUCCAAAUAUUUUAAAUUGUGAUAAAAUUUACUGAAUAAAACUUAAUAAUUACUUAUAAAUAGAUUAAUUUUAUAUUUAUCUAUAUUAUAUUAAUAACAUGAACAACCCAAAUAAUGUCGAGCAACAAUCUUUUAAGCGGAUAUGGAGAAAAACCAUAAAAUCUGUGUUUAAAAAUCCAACAAAUGCCAUGAUAAUGGCAGAAACAAAAUCUGUUCAACAAGUCAAUGUUAAUUUAAAGAAAAAGAGGCCUAGACGCCGUCGGAAAAAAAAAAAUAAACAGAAAACUUGUGAUUAUUGUACAGAUAAAUCAAAUAAUAUGACUAAAUCACCAUCAACUUUAAAUGAACAAGGCACAUUAUUUCUUCAUCAUAUGCCCUGGGGUUGUCUGAAUACUAUUUGCCUUAAUGGAAUGCAGUUUGCUAAUAUUAAUAGCUUAAAAUCAUUUUUAAGGUAUUUUAAUCAACCAAAUUAAAUUAAUUGUAUUAGAGAAAUUUACAUUAGUAUUUAUAUAUAUGUAUUUAUUUAGAACUAGAAAUUAAUUUAGAAUUUAAAUACCUAACUGAUUGCAGCUCUAUAGAAAUACAUCAGCUAUAUUAUAUCUUUAGUACUUUAUCUAUUUUAAUAUAUAUGCAUAUAUUACAUCACAUAAUUUACCUAAUACUAUAUCUGUAUUCUAUGUGAUGUAAAUAUGUUAUAAACAUAUUUGUAUAGUCUAAUAUAUUAAUAUAUGUUAGAUAUUUCACUUCUAGAUUAUAACAGCUUAUUAAUUUUCAGCGUUAAGGAUACUCAUCAAUAUGCUGACGAACAAUUGAAAAAAAAUGCGAGACUUAGAGAUGCUUUUGGUAUAUCAGAAUUUUUCAUUGAAGGCUCUAGCUUAGAUCCAGAAAGAAAAACAAAAGAAGCAGCACUGGCCCAGUUAAAGGCGUUGCAGGUGGAUCAGGCAGUUGCGCAAACACAAAUGAAUGAUGACACCUCAACAAACAAAGACAGCAGUAUAACAAAUGAACUACAGUAAGUUGUAAUUUUCUUAUUUAAUAUAUUUCAUACAUUUUAAAACAUUUGUAUCAUAAGUACUUAACAUUUUAUUAAUUUUAAUAUUAAGGUCUAAAAGUCCUACUAAACAUAAGAAACGAAAGAAGAAGAAAUCAAAAUCUCAUAAAACAGAAAAGUAUGUAUAAGACUAAUUUUUUUUUAGUAAAUAAUCUACAUUUUAUUGGAUUUAUGGACAAGUAUAAAUGUUUACUAAACACACUCUAAGUUGAUGAUCAAAGAUUAAUUGAUCUUUUUGUGUAAUAGUUUAUUUAUUUCAUUUUAGUUUUGAAGAACUACAAUUGUAUAAGUAAAACUUUGAUCAUCAUAUUAUAGAAAGUAGCUUUAUGAAUUUUUGUGAUACACUUAGAUACCCAGUGAAAACUACUUGUUUAAUUAGGCGAUUUGUUGAUUACUGUUUAGUUAAACUGAUUAAAGGAUAUUAAACUAAAUAGUGGUAAGUUACUAUGUUUUCCAUACAAUAAUUUUUGUUUUGGUGUGAUUUUCCAAACAGUAUCGUAUUCUGCUAUACUCAUUUUUAAUAAAAUGAAAUACUAAAAUAAAUAAUUUGAUCACAAUUUAAUUAAUUAUUUCGCUAAUUAUUAAAAACAUUUUUCAAAAAUAAAUACUUUAAACUGUUCAAAUACAAGUAUAUUUUUAUUGAGGCCAAAUAAUUAUCUCAUUAUCAAAUAGUAUUCAACAAUUAUUUUAACUUAAGUAUUUUUCUGUUAUUUUUAUCUUGUUAUAAUUAUUAUUUAUUAUUAUUAUUAUUAUUUAUUUUGUUUUUAAAUUUACAUUAUGAAUUUAUAUAAAUACAAUUUCAGAUUAUUGUUGUUUCGCCGUUAUGAAUUAUUUUACUAUCCUUUUUAAUCAAAAUAACGUUUUAAAUAGGUAAACUCCUAAUUGUUUUUAAAAAUUCUCAUUAAUAAUUUAUCAUAAUUUUUGUCUCAAAUUUUGUUUUGAAAGUUAUUCAAAAUUAUAUUACGUGUCUAUUGUGAUAGAAAAUAUAUUUAUUUGAAACUAAUUAAAUCUUUUUUUUUUAAGAGUUAUAAUAAUCGAUAAUACCAAUUCAAAUAAAAUUAUUGGUUUUUCUUACUAUUGGCGAAAAUCAGAUUAGUUUUUUAAUUAAAAUAAACAAACAAUUAAUAUUUCAAUUAUAAUUUAAACCCAUACCUUGUAGAAGAAGAUGGCAGGAUAAUUUUUCCUUUUCAUAAUUAAUUAAUUAAUUAAAUAAAUAUAUUUUUUUACAUAUUGGAUUUAGUUUAAGUAUUAAGGUAAUUAAUAAAUGUAUUGUGUUUGCAGAGAAAAGGGAAGUGAUAAAAAAAAAUCAAAAAAACACAAAAAGAAACACGUUUCUUCAUCUGAAGAUAGUCCAAGGUAUGUAAUUCAAAUUCAUUAUAAAAAAAAUUAAAAUAAUUUGAGAUGCGAACAAAACAAAAAGUUUUUUUUAUAUAUUUAAUUAGGUGAAUUGAUAGAUAGUAAAUAAUUUCAUAUUUUUAUUUCAGAGAUGUUGAAGCAAAAAUUAAUAAGAGUCCUUUACAGAUAAAAUCAAAGUGUGAUUUUGAUAAAUCUAAUAAAGUAAUUAUAGAAAAUAGUAAAAAAAAAUAUGAAUCUGAAAAUAAUCAUAAAAAACACUCGAGAGAUGAUGAUAAAACAUAUAAGAAUGAUAAGAGAGAACUAGAAAGUAAAUAUAAGAGUGAUCGAGGGGAUUACCGUAGGAAAGAUUCAAAAACCGACAAUUACAAAAAUUCAAAAAAUAAAGAUAUUGUUCAUGAAUCUAAAAAACAAGAAAAUUCACCAAGACAUACUAAGUCACCAGUUAAAGGACGCGAUAGGGAUAGAGCAAGAGAUUCCAAUAAAUAUUCAUAUAGACAUCAAAAAAGUUGUGACGAUAGUAAAUCUAGUAAAGGAAAAUAUAAGAAAUCUGAUAGAGCAGACUCAAAAUACAAUUCAAAGAAAAGGAAUGAAAGUCCUGUAAGAGAAUUUAGAAAACCAAUUAUUCAACCUGAAAAAUUAACUUGUAUAACUUCUGGUAGUGAUAGUGAAAAAUCAUGUUAUACACCACCUCCUAAGGAUAUGAAUGCUACAUAUAUAAAAUUAGGCCAACCGAAAAUUAAUGAAGAAAAAAAUGUUAAGGGUACUAAAUAUACAUUUUCAUUGCGUGAGCAAAGUGAGGAUCGUUUAGUUGUGACUAAAGCUAAUGGACGUCCAAAUAACAUAAAAAUUUCAUCACAAAAUAACGAAACUCAACUGAAAAAAUUGGAUUCUCAGAAGACAAACGAACGAGUAGAUAAAAUAUUUUUAAAUUCAAGCUCAAGUGAAGCUGGUGAAUUAGAUGGUGAUAUUGAUUUAAAUAUAAUUAAAGAAAUUACUACAGAAAAAAUUAAAAAAGUAUUUGAAUUGCACGAAAAACAGGAGCAAGCAUUGCUUCAUCUGAAAAAAAAACUAAUGGAGAAAAAACGUAAAGUAAGAACUUCUUCCAGUUCAAGUGAAAGUUCUGAGGAACCUGUAAAAAAAAAAAGUGUCAAACGAAGACGUAUUAGAGAUUCCUCAUCUAGUGUCAGGUUUGUUAAUUUUUGAUUAAAUAAUUUUUAAUUAAACUGUUUCGUUAUUAUUAAAUAACUAUUUUCAGUUACUUUAUUUGUUUACAGUGAUAUGAGAAAAAAAUCCAAACGCGUACGUUCUAGUAGCAGUAGCAGCAGUGCAAGCGACACUAGCAUUGACCGUCAUAAAUCAUCAAAACGUCGCUCAUCUGACAAAUAUUCAAAGAAAAAGUCACCAUUAACACGCCGUCGUACUAAAGGAAGUACAUCUCGAUCAGUUUCCAUUAGCUCAAUUGAUCGCUUACGUAAGAAUCGGAUUUCAUCAAGUGAGGAAUCCAGUCCCAGGCGUAAGCAUAAAUCCUCCAAACGCAAACGUUCGUCUCGAAGACAAAGAAGCAGUGAUAGUAGCAGCUGCAGCAGUAGAUCAUCAUCGUCUUACAAAAAGAGAAGACGUUAUAGUUCAAGUCGUUCGCGUUCUACUAGUAGUUCAUCAAGCAGUCAUUACUCUCGCAGUUCUAGUUCUAGCCAUGACUCUAGCAGUUCUGUGUCUAGCCGUAGUUCAAAGUCUCGAUCUGCAUCCAUACCUAGGCGACGGGGGUCGCCUAGCUUUUUGGAUCGAAGACGAAUUACAAGGUAAAUUUUAAUGUUAGUGUGUGUUUUAUACCUCCAAUUUCAUUUUUAAAUAAAUAUAUUUGAGUUAAAAGAUUCCAUAAAAUGUUUUAAACUUUAUAAAAGAUAAUAUGUUACAUUUUUAAUUACUCAAAUUCUCAAACAAAAUAGUAAAAUUAUGUUCCUAUCUCAUUUUAAAUUAUGCUCGAAUCACGAUUUGGAUGAUGAGACUGGAACACAGGUAUCAGGAUAAUCAGUUUAUGUAUUUUGUAUAAAUAUUGUCCAGUGUGUGUAAAAUACCUUUUUGUAAAUUUAUGGCAAAUUUAAAUAUUACAUUUUAUAACAAUGGGUCUUAUUUAUCUACGAGUUUUUAUUUAUUUAUUGUUCAUGUAUUUGAUUAUAAUAUUAUAUUUAAUCCUAUAAAUGAUACGCCAUUAAUUUAUGAAAAGGUCCAAGUUAUUUUUGCUAAUUCAAUAUAUUAUAUUAGCAAAACUAAAAAUUAUUUUAACUAUUUAUUAUUUUGCCACCCUCAUGUGCUUAAAUUGUUUCUUUCAGUUAUUAUAAUUUGUUUUUUUUCUUAGUAGAUUAUGAUUAUGCAUGACCAUGUAGAUAUGAAUUACUAUUAUCUUAACAAUAAAAAUACCUGUACGAUUUGAAUUUCUCAAACAAUUUUUACUGUGUUUUUAUUUCUUUAUUGUUAAUUCUUAAACGGAUUAAAAUGAAAUGAAUUUUUGAAUGCAAAAUCGUACAAUACAAACUAUAUUUAUAUAGUGUACGUUUUUAUUUUUAUUUUUUGUUAUUAAAUGUAUUAUUUUUUAUUAUAUAUCUUCACGUAUUAUAAGGACCAUGUAGUAGACCACAUACACCCAUUUGAAUUAUUGCUUUUGUAUGACAUGUAAAAAAAAAAAAAAAAUAUAAUAUUUUAAAACGGCAUAUAUGCACUUUGAUUUUUAAUUUCAAGACAUUAUACAUUUUUUUUUGCUUUCAGAUGAUAUGCAUCAUGGCUACGUUAUAAUUUGUGUGUGUUUUUAUUUUCAUUUUGUUUUAUUUAGAUUUGAUAUGUUUUGAUUUUUUGGCAGUUUUUUUUUUAAAUUUACAAGCUGGUAAAUAUUGAACUUCAUUUUCACCUCAUACUUUGAAUUCUGCAAUAAGAUGUCCAAUAACGGUUGAAAAUUAUUUUGUAGUGCGAGAAAAAGACCUAUCCCAUACACAAGACUAACGCCGUUUUCCACCAAUUCCGAUACGGAUAGUGUCAUCAGCGUGCACGAUUCGCCGUAUGCUGAGAGCCACUAACUCGGAACUAAUAUUACAUACACUAACGCGAUUUGUUAUAGUGCAAUAACCAUUAGGCCAACUCUUAACAAUUUUGUUAUUUAACUUUCUAAUCAAACAUUGGAGUAUGGACUAAUAAGAUUCUAUUGUUAUAUAAUCAUUAAUCAACAUUCCUAGCAAAAAUGAGAGUUAUUCUAAUACUAACAUUCCAAGUAGAAUAAUCUAAUAAAUAAGACUUAAACCAACAAAAUCUAGUCAAAAAUCUAAGUCAUUAUUUUACUUCUCUAUUAUAAAAUAAAACUUUUGUGAUAAUUUAUUUUUGACGGGAAUAAUACAAUGUUUUUCAUGUUAUUAAUAUUAUGUUGUUCAAUGUUAUUAAUUAUAUAAUUUUUUUUUUUAUAUGUAUGUGUAUGUGUGUGUUUAUACAUAUAUAUAAAUGUGUAUGUUAAAAAUGAUAUUGUUUCAAUAAUUUUCAAAAUAUCCGCAUUUAAGAUUCCUCGGUAUAAUGCAAAAUACCAAUAGCAAGUAAAUAUUCUAUUACUAAUUUUUAAUACAAUAUAUUUAUUGGAUUUAUGAUAGAUUUAAUGUCUGUUUGUACUUAAAAAUAAGUGUGUGCAAUAACAAACACGCAUAUUAAUAACAACCGCAUAACUAUUGCUUUAUUACAAGAUUACUGUUUAAAAAAUUACAUUUUAAACAGUUGUACAAUUCAAUCUUUCAUGUAUAUUUAAAUACCGAAUUGAUUUUAUUGUUAUUGAUUUAUAAUGUAUAUACAAUAAAAACAGUCUUGGAAUUCUACAAUAAACUUCCCAGUUUUAUAAUUCAAAUAAAGUAUAAUUAACAGAUUCAAUUGCUCAGUCGUUUGAAAUACAAAUUAAUAUGUCUUUUACAAAACAAAAUAUAUAUUAUAUAUUUCUAAUAAGCGAAACUAUGAAAAUGGUUUUUAUAUACAAAUUAGGUAACAACAUUUAUGUAUCUGUAACAAUUUUGUUGUGUGGAAUUUAUGUUUGUCUUUCUUCAGUAUUAAAAUAAAAAUAAAAUACUGAAUAAUAAAAGUCUUGUAAUGUAAAAAAAAGAAAGAAAGAAAGAAAGAAAAUAUUUAUAUAAGAUUCUUUAGAGUCUACACAGUAAAAGAAGUGCUCCAAGAAAUGCAAUUAGAGCUCCAAAUAUUGGCAUUAAUUUCAUAGAAUUUACAUCUUGUGGAUCUGGCGCUUUAGGUCCACUUGGAUUUCUACUAUGCUGUACUAUUUUAACAGGUUCUUUGCCUGCUUCAUUAACUGGUUGGUCUUCUUCUACUUCAAUUUCAUCUGGUGGUUGUGGUUCAAUUUCCGAAUACAAAUCUGGUAAUCUUGGUAUAUCUAAAAAACAAUAAAAUUUAAAAUAAACAAAAUUACACCUAAUAGUUAUAAUAUUAAUAUUCAAUUAGUUAUCAUAAUAUCUAAACUUGGUCCCAAAUUACCAGAAAUUCUGCCUCUGGCUACUAGUACUGCAUUAACUUUAGGAUUAUCUCGUUCACCCUAUUAAUAAAUGCAAAAAUAAUAGAUAUU